UAUUGAGCUGUGUCAUCAGUUCCCCCAUGGUAUCACAGACCAGGUGAUUCAGAAUGAUAUGCCUCACAUGGAAGCCCAGCAGCGAGCCAUGGCGAUCAACAGGCUGCUCUCGAUGGGGCAGCUGGACCUUCUCAGGAGCAAUGCAGGUCUCCUAUAUAGAAUCAAAGAGUCUCAGAAUGCAAGUAAAAUGAAAGGCUCUGACAAUCAAGAGAAGCUGGUUUACCAAAUUAUAGAAGAUGCAGGAAACAAAGGUAUUUGGAGCAGGGACAUUAGAUACAAAAGUAAUUUGCCUUUAACAGAGAUCAACAAGAUACUGAAAAACUUGGAAAGCAAGAAACUAAUUAAAGCAGUUAAAUCUGUGGCAGCAUCCAAGAAGAAGGUAUAUAUGCUAUAUAACCUGCAGCCUGACCGGUCAGUGACUGGAGGGGCCUGGUACAGUGACCAAGACUUUGAGUCUGAAUUUGUGGAGGUGUUGAAUCAACAGUGUUUUAAAUUUCUACAGAGUAAGGCAGAAGCAGCUCGAGAGAGCAAACAGAACCCCAUGAUACAGAGGAACAGCUCAUUUGCCUCAUCCCAUGAGGUGUGGAAAUACAUCUGUGAACUGGGUAUCAGUAAGGUAGAGUUGUCAAUGGAAGACAUUGAAACCAUUUUAAAUACGCUAAUAUAUGAUGGAAAAGUGGAGAUGACUAUUAUUGCUGCAAAGGAAGGGACGGUAGGCAGUGUGGAUGGACAGAUGAAGUUGUACAGAGCUGUUAGUCCUCUCAUACAACCCACUGGAUUAGUCAGGACACCCUGUGGACUCUGCCCUGUUUUUGAUGAUUGCCAUGAAGGUGGUGAGAUUUCUCCAUCAAACUGUGUUUAUAUGACAGAGUGGCUGGAGUUCUAAAGUGAAAGAAAACUGUAAACUGGAUUUGUGCAUCACAGCCUAAGUGACAAAGCAGCUUGCUUUUUUUUAAAAGUGGAUUUUUAAAUUUGUGAGCAACUUCAGGACAUGGAGUCACUUUGUUUUUAAUGAAACUUAAAGCAUCAAUGUGUCAGAUGCGUGAGCAGUCCUGUGAGUGGACUGGAAAUCAAGUCAGCACUGAAGAUGAAGGCUGAAGUGGAAAUGUAGAUCCAUUCUUGUACCAAA
Molecule: messenger RNA, 1129 nt
Organism: Antrostomus carolinensis (chuck-will's-widow)
Lineage: Eukaryota; Metazoa; Chordata; Aves; Caprimulgiformes; Caprimulgidae
Gene: POLR3F
Product: RNA polymerase III subunit F
Exons: 8
Coding region: 59-886 (275 amino acids)
Biological process (GO): transcription by RNA polymerase III
Cellular component (GO): RNA polymerase III complex
Source: RefSeq, a predicted model, not a curated record